AUGCGUAUUCUACACGAAAAAUCUACAAUUCGAAGCCGCAGCUCACAAAUCGACGGAAUUUCCACAAAAAGUCGCCAAAGAGGCGCAUUCUACAAAAUCCCAGUCAUUCCACAGCUGGGAAGCGAAUUUUUCACCCAAAAAAUGAAUUUUCAGCGCCUAAAAACACUGACCAACGUCUCACCAAUGAAAAGAAAGCGUACCGCUUCAUCUGUCGAUCAUCUGAAGCCAGAAGACGUCAAACCGAUGCUCGUCCCAAAAAUCGAUCCGGUCAAGAAACGAACCGCCCGUAUGACGGCGAAAGCCACCGGGCCGGAAUUCGAUGACGACGAAUAA
Messenger RNA from Caenorhabditis remanei, 333 nucleotides. RefSeq lists its product as uncharacterized. The record is from RefSeq and is a predicted model, not a curated record. Lineage: Eukaryota; Metazoa; Nematoda; Chromadorea; Rhabditida; Rhabditidae. The transcript has 2 exons. Bases 1 to 333 code for a protein of 110 amino acids.